Molecule: messenger RNA, 1639 nt
Organism: Hippopotamus amphibius kiboko
Lineage: Eukaryota; Metazoa; Chordata; Mammalia; Artiodactyla; Hippopotamidae
Gene: ARFGAP1
Product: ADP ribosylation factor GTPase activating protein 1
Exons: 13
Coding region: 133-1359 (408 amino acids)
Biological process (GO): regulation of endocytosis; regulation of ARF protein signal transduction
Cellular component (GO): Golgi membrane
Molecular function (GO): GTPase activator activity
Source: RefSeq, a predicted model, not a curated record
GGCGGCGGCGGCGGCGGCGGGCGGCCGGCGGGCGUCGUCGGUGCAGUUCGCGGCGCGGCCGACCCCGACCCGGGCCCCCCGCGCUGACCCCGGCCCGACGCGGCGCGCAGGCUCGAGCCCCCUGCCCGCGCCAUGGCCAGCCCAAGGACCAGGAAAGUGCUUAAGGAAGUUCGGGUGCAAGAUGAAAACAACGUGUGUUUUGAGUGUGGUGCCUUCAACCCCCAGUGGGUGAGCGUGACCUACGGCAUCUGGAUCUGCCUGGAGUGCUCGGGGAAGCACCGCGGGCUCGGGGUGCACCUCAGCUUUGUCCGGUCUGUCACCAUGGACAAGUGGAAGGACGUGGAGCUGGAGAAGAUGAAGGCGGGCGGGAACGCUAAGUUCCGGGAGUUCCUGGAGUCUCAGGAGGACUAUGACCCGUGCUGGUCCCUGCAGGAGAAGUACAGCAGCAAGGCUGCCGCCCUCUUCAGGGACAAGGUGGCCACUCUGGCCGAAGGCAGAGAAUGGUCUCUGGAGUCAUCGCCCGCCCAGAACUGGACCCCGCCUCAGCCCAAGACGCUGCCAUCGUCCUCUGCCCACCGAGCCUCCGGGCAGCCGCAGAACUCCACCACCUCCUCAGACAAGGCGUUCGAGGACUGGCUGAACGAUGACCUUGGGUCCUGUCAGGGGGCCCCGGAGAACCGCUACGUGGGGUUUGGGAACACGGCGCCGCCUCCGAAGAAGGAAGACGACUUCCUCAACAGCGCCAUGUCGUCCCUGUACUCGGGCUGGAGCAGUUUCACCACCGGAGCGAGCAGGUUUGCCUCAGCGGCUAAGGAGGGCGCGACAAAGUUUGGAUCCCAAGCAAGUCAGAAGGCGUCGGAGUUGGGCCACAGUCUGAACGAGAGUGUCCUCAAACCAGCGCAGGAGAAGGUGAAGGAGGGAAAGGUUUUUGAUGACGUGUCCAGUGGGUUCUCUGAGUUGGCAGCCAAGGUCCAGGGCGUCGGCAGCAGAGGAUGGCGGGACGUCACCACCUUUUUUUCUGGGCGAGCGGAGGACCCAUCGGACAGACCCCCGGAGGGCCAGAGCUGCCAGGGCACCGUUGACCGGAGCUUCUGGGAGGCCUUCGGGAGCGCCGACCCCGCCAGGGCCCGCGGGUCCCCGAGCAGUGACAGCUGGACGUGCGCGGACGCCUCGGCUGACAAGAGGAGCUCGGACAGCUGGGACGCGUGGGGCUCGGGCUCCGCGUCCGACAGCCGGCACAGCGACACCAGUGACGGCGGGCGGGCCUGGGGGGGUGGCGGGGAGGGCAGGGCCAAGGCCGCCAAGAAGGCAGCGCCGCCGGCCGUGGUGGACGACGGCUGGGACACCCAGGACUGGUAGGGCCCCCACCGCCGGGGCAGGUGGCCACGCGGCCUGCCCGCUCCCUCCUCGCAAUCCCAGAUGCGCCGGCCACCGGGAGACAGCCUCGGCCGGGACCCCGGGGGCCACGGUCCUGCGUCCCUGGGACCGGGGCCCCGGCGCUGUUGCAGUAAGGGCUCCCUGCUGCUGCGGGAGGCCGGCCGCGCCGAGCCGCUCCCCAGGCCCUCGGUAAUAAACGCCCUCUCCGGCGGCGCCCACGGCCAGGCAGCGCCCGUGACGGAGGCCUGUGUCCUUGAGUCGA